GGGGGGGAGAAGAAGGAGGGUCACGUGACAAGGAAGCAAGAUGGCUGCCUUCCCGUGGCAUGCAAGGUCUAGAAAUUACACAUCAGAGUUUGAAUCAUGCAGACUGGAGGCUGUACCUGUGGAAUUUGGGGACUACCAUCCACUGAAACCCAUUACCGUUACUGAAUCCAAGACCAAGAAAAUGGGUCGGAAAGGAAGUACUUCCUCUACCUCCUCCUCUUCUUCCAGUUCAAUGAUAGACCCACUAAGCAGUGUGUUGGACGGUACUGAUCCCUUGUCAUUGUUCGCAGCAACAGCAGAUCCAGUGACUACUGCAGCUAACACGGAUAGUACAAGAAAGAAACGUGAUAAAGAUGACAGCUUGGCUGUAGGAAGUGACUUUGAACCAUGGUCAAGCAAACGUGGUGAAAUCCUUGCUAGAUACACGACGACUGAAAAACUCUCCAUUAAUCUGUAUAUGAGUUCUGAAAAAGGAAAAGCUACGACGCCUGGCUCAGCAGUUUCUGAGAAGGUGCGAACAAGGCUAGAAGAGCUGGAUGACCUUGAAGAGGGUUCACAAAAAGAGCUGUUGAAUUUGACUCAGCAAGAUUACAUGAAUCGGAUUGAAGACCUCAAUCAGUCACUGAAGGAUGCCUGGGCCUCUGAUCAGAAAGUAAAAGCUCUAAAAAUAGUUAUCCAGUGUUCUAAACUUCUUUCGGACACAACAGUAAUCCAGUUUUAUCCAAGUAAAUUUGUUCUAAUUACAGAUAUACUUGAUACAUUUGGAAAACUAGUAUAUGAAAGAAUUUUAUCCAUGUGUCUGGAUAAUCGCAGCUCUUUACCAGAUAAUUUUACUCCAGAAAGUGUUAAUGAUACUGCCAAAGAAACCUGUUUAAACUGGUUCUUCAAGAUUGCUUCAAUCAGAGAGCUCAUUCCCAGAUUCUAUGUGGAAGCAGCAAUACUGAAAUGCAACAAGUUUCUGUCCAAAACGGGAAUUUCAGAAUGUCUCCCGCGACUAACGGCUAUGAUUAGAGGAAUUGGAGAUCCACUGGUUGCAGUCUAUGCAAGAGCGUACCUGUGCAGGGUCGGAAUGGAAGUAGCUCCUCAUCGUAAAGAAAGCCUUAACAAGAAUUUUUUUGACUUCCUUCUAACAUUUAAGCAAAUGCAUGGGGAUACUGUUCAGAAUCAGCUGGUAGUGCAGUGUGUGGAGAUUCCAUUGUAUUUGACUCUCUACUCUCCUGCUAUAGAUUGGAUUUUACAGUGUAUCGCGUACCGUGCUCCCGAGAUUCUGCUUACCGAGAUGAUGGAGAGAUGCAAGAAACUGGGGAACAAUGCCCUGCUGUUGAAUUCAGUGAUGUCAGCAUUCAGAGCGGAGUUUAUUGCUGCAAGGUCUAUGGAUUUUAUUGGCAUGAUUAAAGAGUGCGAUGAAUCUGGUUUCCCCAAGCGUGGCAAGCUGCAGGUGACCAUGCAGAGCUCAUCAGCAGAGGUGACCAUGAUGGAGUCCAAGAAUCGCAAAAGAGCUCCAGCAUGGACCGAACGGGAGCAUCUUCUCUUUCGCUCUUUGGGGUUAAACUUGGCCAUGGCUGAUCCUCCUGAAUGUGAUCGCCUUCAGAUAUUAAAUGAAGCCUGGAAGGUUAUCACAAAAUUGAAAAACCCACAGGAUUAUAUUAACUGUGCAGAAGUGUGGGUGGAGUAUACCUGCAGACACUUUACGAAGCGUGAGGUCAAUACUGUUUUGGCAGAUGUUAUCAAACACAUGACUCCAGAUCGUGCAUUUGAAGAUGCCUAUCCACAGCUUCAGUCAAUUAUUCAGAAAAUUAUCACCUAUUUCCAUGACUUUUCUGUACUUUUUUCAGCGGAGAAAUUCUUACCAUUCCUGGAUAUGUUCCAGAAAGAAAGUGUGCGAGUGGAGGUUUGCAAGUGCAUUAUGGAAGCUUUUAUUAAACAUCAACAAGAUGCUACUAAAGACCCUGUCAUACUUAAUGCUCUUCUACACGUGUGCAAGACCAUGCAUGAUUCUGUGAAUGCACUAACACUUGAAGAUGAAAAGAGAAUGUUAGCAUCUUUGAUAAAUGGAUUUAUAAAAAUGGUAUCGUUUGGCCGGGACUUUGAGCAGCAGCUGAGUUUUUAUGUUGAAGCUAGGUCAAUGUUUUGCAAUCUGGAGCCUGUUCUUGUCCAGCUGGUUCAUUCUGUGAACCAGCUGGCAAUGGAAACGAGAAAAGUGAUGAAAGGAAAUCAUUCCAGAAAGACAGCCGCAUUUGUCAGGGCUUGUGUUGCCUUCUGCUUCAUUACAAUUCCAUCUCUGACUAGUAUCUUUGCCCGUCUUAAUUUGUACCUGAACUCUGGACAGGUUGCCCUGGCAAAUCAGUGCCUUUCACAAGCUGAUGCUUUUUUCAAAGCUGCCGUGAGCCUGGUUCCUGAAGUGCCAAAGAUGAUCAAUAUAGAUGGGAAGAUGCGUCCCUCUGAACCCUUCCUCCUGGAAUUCUUCUGUAACUUCUUUUCCACUUUAUUAAUUGUGCCAGACCAUCCAGAACAGGGAGUGUUGUUUCUCGUGCGAGGACUACUCAAUGUGAUCCAGGAUUAUACGUGGGAGGAUAAUAGUGAUGACAAAGUUCGGAUUUACGCCAAUGUUUUGCAUCUACUCUCUGCAAUGACUCAGGAGACCUAUAUCUACCACUUAGACAAAGUUGAUUCCAAUGACACCCUCUAUGGUGGAGACUCCAAGUUCCUAAUUGAAAUUAACAAGCUGUGUGAGACAGUGAUAGCUCAGAUCCUGGACCAUCUGAAGACCCUUGGACAGGAGGAGACUCUGAAGCGCCAAAGCCAGCUGGCUCUCUACUUCUUUAAUAGUAUUUUAGCUCAUGGAGAUCUACGGAACAACAAACUAAACCAACUUUCAGUCAAUCUCUGGAACCUGGCACAGAAGCAUGGCUUUGCUGACACCAAGACUAUGGUAAAAACACUGGAAUAUAUCAAGAGGCAAAGCAAACAACCUGAAAUGAGUCAUUUUACAGAGCUGGCACUAAGGCUCCCUCUGCAGUCCAGGACCUGAUGAAUGUUACCCUUCCCAGAGUCAUCCGUCACGAAGGGCAUGUUGCCAAGUCCAUAAAAUAGGAGCUUUAUUCUGAGCUUUUGUUAGAGUUCAGUGUAUUUUCAUUUUUAAGUUUCACUUAAAAGUAUGACAGAUUAAUUUAGACAAGGUAAAAUUGUUCUGACAAAGUGCAAUAAUUUGAACUAAGUUUGGUUCCAAUGGUGUCAUUAAACAGAAUCUGAUUGAAAUGUUUAGAUUCAGUAAAGUGUAUCUUAAAAUUUCUGAUGGCAAAUAACAUUCUAGACCUGAAUUUGACAUAACUUUAACAACAUAGGAAGAAAAUUGUCCAAAUACGCAUAUUCAGGAGCUCCCCCUUCCCCCCAACUUCAUUCCAUUUAGGACAAAUUAUUUUCUCCUGCGUGUGAGCAAUAUGUUGCUGUAACAUCCUAGUUCAUGAUCAGCAGUAGUUCUAGAUGAGAAUUAUGCCUCAGACUUCUUUGUAGACAGAGUUGUUUCCAAUAUUCAUGUGGCCAGUUUCAGUAUAACAGGAAUAUGGCUGAGAUGUUACUGUUUUCUGGAUUUGAAAAACCAUUUUUGUAAUACACUUUCGCCAACAUGUUUAUGCUUUUCCUUUUAGUCUAAAAAUGUUUUGUAAAAUGGAGGGAACCUCUAAAUUUAAUCUGGCAAUCAGUGGGGAGUCUUCAGAGGAAAAUGCAAAUGUAUUUAGAGUCCCUUGUGUUUCCAGUCCAAAUGCACAGUAUCAUCAAAUAAAACCUGUUAAUGUGCAGUUUAGUUCAUCUUUGUUCCUUAUUACAUGUAUCCACAGUCAUCACCUGACUGAACAUCCUGUGAUGAUUAGUUCCAUUUGCUAUUCUACUGCUUAACAAAUUCCCCUCUGCCAGUGGCAAGGAGCCAGGAUGUGAGGUUGCUGCUACUGCCAUAAGUGCCCUAGUUUUGAUUGAGUUUAGGCAAUUUACUGAGUUAUUCUCUACAAUAAGCAAGGAUGACUAAAAUACUCUAGCCAAAUUUUGAGCAAGAAGUUGUCUUUUGUGGAGGGUGAAAAUUUCAUUUUGUGUGAAUGAAAUUCUCUAAUAAAAUAGCUCUGCUCUGUGGUAGAAGCUGUACUUUGUAA
Molecule: messenger RNA, 4142 nt
Organism: Caretta caretta (loggerhead turtle)
Lineage: Eukaryota; Metazoa; Chordata; Testudines; Cheloniidae
Gene: VPS35L
Product: VPS35 endosomal protein sorting factor like
Biological process (GO): endocytic recycling
Cellular component (GO): endosome
Source: RefSeq, a predicted model, not a curated record